Molecule: messenger RNA, 2371 nt
Organism: Electrophorus electricus (electric eel)
Lineage: Eukaryota; Metazoa; Chordata; Actinopteri; Gymnotiformes; Gymnotidae
Gene: basp1
Product: brain abundant, membrane attached signal protein 1
Source: RefSeq, a predicted model, not a curated record
ACCCACCCACCUCCAAGCGCGAGAGUGCGCGCGCAAAAGAGAAAUGCAGCGCGAGCUUUAGAGUGGACAGCACGAAUAAGCACAUCCGCCGCCACGCGCACGGGGAAAAGACGCCAAAAAGCGAGCAGAUACUUCAGAAAGGGUCGUCUAGGAAAGACCACCGCCGACGAGGUUUGAGGCACCAUGGGAGGGAAACUGAGCAAGAAGAAGAAGGGAUACAAUGUGAAUGAUGACAAGGCAAAAGAGAAGGAUGCCAAAACAGAGGGAGCAUCAGCAGAGGAGAGCGAAGCUCCUAAAGACAACAAGGAGGAAGCACCUGUCGCCACGGAAACCACCGGGACAGCCAAUGACACGGCGGCAGACACGAAAGAAGCACCCGUUGCAGAUAGCAAUGCGACUGCACCCAAGGAAGAAGAGAAGAGCACCGCCUCAGUGGCCAAAGAGGAGAAAUCAGGUGCUAACGCCACGGCGACGUCUGAUGCUAAGAUUGCUGAGCCCAGCAAAGGGGAACCUGCCAAGAGCCCGGAAGCCCCACCCACCAAGGCUGAAGAAAAACCCUCCUCUGCUCCGGCAAGUGAGAAGGAGUCUGCAAAAGAGGCUACUCCUGCUCCGAAAGAGGCUGCCUUGGCAAAAGAUCCUGUCCCUGCUGCUGCAACAGAGAGCAAGGCAGACACCGAAGCUAAAAAGACUGAGGCUCCGCCCACCAAGGAGCCCGCCCCUGCAGAGCUUGUAACCACGGAGACCAGUUCUGCUCCCAGUAAGGAGCAGACAGUUGCUGCACAUGAUUAAUGGACACAGCGAAACAAAAACAGGAAACAUAAAUAACAAAAACAAAUAAAAUUAGUUAAACUAGCUCUGCCCCUUUCUAAAUUACAACAAGAAUAAUUGAUAAUCAUAAUAAUAAUACUGGCUUUGACAACAAGCAUAACUGAAAAAUCUCUGGUUUAUACUGAACAUGAUGAUAGUGAUGAUGAUGACUUUAUGAGUGAGGUGCAGAGUCAGUGAGGAUUAGUUAUUGACUAUAAUGAUGGUGAUGAACUUUUGAGUCUACCUUACAGUAGAUGGCGGAGAUUAUCAAGAGGUUUCAUUUAGACUGAUGAUGAUGAUGAUGAUGAUGAUUAAGAACUUGGUGCUGCUGAUUAUUGUUGUCACAGUUAUUAUUGUUAUUUAAUCUUUGAUACAAGUCUGAGUCCACCACCAGCUCCAAAAUCUAACUCUCUCUCUCUCUCUCUCUCUGUCUCUCUCACUCUCUCACUCUCCUUUCAUCCCUCCAGUGUGAUGGAAGGGUCAAAUGAAAAAGUGAAACUGGUUCUUUGCAGGCUACACACACAGUUCUCAUCUGUCUGCUGUAACAUCUUUCUCUUUUCGAGAUAAGUAUGAGUGUGUGUGCGUGUGUGUGUGUGUGUGUGUGUGUGGUGGUCUGGAAUUCUGUUGGAUAUAUUCUCUUUGCUGCUGUCUGGUUUGUGCUUGGUCAUUUGCAGUGCUUGACGUUGUGUCUUUGCAUCUAUUCUCUAGUCUUUCCUGAUUCUUCUCAGAUCAAUCUUCCCCAUAUUGAUGGUAUAAAAAUCAAUGUGUAUAGCACAAUGUAACAGACAUACAUACAGACAUACAUACACACACACCCACAGGGUGAGAGAGUCUGAAAGGUGUUAAUGCAUUACAGUGUAUGCGUGUAUUUUUCCAGUGUUGGUAAACAGUCUAUUAGUACGAUGUGUUGAAAUAUGUGUGCACGUGCGCACGUGUGUGUGUGUGUGUGUGUGUGCGUGCGUGCGUGAGUGAGUGUGUGUGUCUGUUUACAUGGUUAUGCAUGGGGACACUGACAAAGCAGUGGUUGAAACCAUGUCCAUGUGUGAAAGAGGAGACAGAGUAAAAGAGAGAAAGAAAGAAUGAUAAUGAGAGUGUGAGAGAGAGCAAGAGAGAGAACAACAUUGUAAGAGAGGCAGAAGCAAAAAUGCAAGACAGAUUCAGAAAGUAUAAGCUACAGAGCUACAUUCAUCAGACAAAACACAGCUCUCUCAGUGCAGUCUGAGAGUGCUUGUGUGUGUGAUAGUGUGUGUGUGUGUGAGAGUGUUGUAACUUCUUGCAUGUUGGUUGUUGAGUUGCCCUGUAGUGUAUUUUUGGUUGCUGUGGAAAUAAUGUUGUUACAGUUGAUAUUCUAAUAUUCUAUUCCAUUUUAACAAAUGCACGGUCACACCAACAGACUCUCUCUCUCUCUCUCUCUCUCUCUCUCUCUCUCUCUCUCUCUCUCUCUCGCUUUCUUUUUAAAUAUCCCUUGCAAAAAUGAGACAGAAAGCAAACUGGGUGAUUUGAGAUUAUAUGUUCUUGUAUAGAUGGAGCAACAGUAAUAAAAUGUAAGAAUCUGAUUGAAAUC